AUGCUGGCGAGUGCGAUGCUGCUAGCCUCUGGGCUCAUGCAACUUGCAACAACGUGGAUGCAGACACAAGCGCAGGUGAACAGUGCAGCCUGCGCGGCCGCGUCCCCGCCAACACCACCAUCUAGUAAUGUUUGGCUGGACAACACGCCCUACACAUGGCUCGACGAUGACUACCCCGCUGUGCUCCCACUAGACCUGGGCCCGCCCGUCGCGCUCACUACGGAGGACACGCGGCACUACGCACUCGACUCGGGCGACGCCGCGGCAGAGUACCGCGCUCUGCUGCCUGGGAACGAGCGGGGGUUCGUGCGCCUGGGCCCGGAGAAGCGCUUCUUCGGCCUCGCGAUGUUCCAUCAGUUGCACUGCUUGGACUCUCUGCGUGAGGCCGUCCUGCACCCACCCAUAAUAGCCAACGGAGCAGACGUGGGCGUGGUCAAACACCUGACGCACUGCUUGAAUUACAUGCGGGAGGGCAUCCUGUGCGCGGCAGAUGUUGCGCUCGAGGCGGAGCUCGUCCAGGGCUCACGGGAUGUCGGGUAUGGGAACGGCGUGACGCAUGUGUGUCGAGAUUGGGGUAAGGUGCAUGAGUUUGCGGAGAGGAAUUACGUGGCGUGGAAGAGGUUCGAGAAGGACAAUGCAACGGGAGGCGCCUGA
Messenger RNA from Sparassis crispa, 654 nucleotides. RefSeq lists its product as hypothetical. The transcript is spliced from 2 exons. Bases 1 to 654 code for a protein of 217 amino acids. The record is from RefSeq and is a predicted model, not a curated record. Gene Ontology annotation, biological process: mycotoxin biosynthetic process. NCBI's taxonomy places the organism in Eukaryota, Fungi, Basidiomycota, Agaricomycetes, Polyporales, Sparassidaceae.